Tympanuchus pallidicinctus (lesser prairie-chicken) is the source of this 3939-nucleotide messenger RNA. Its product is annotated as caspase recruitment domain-containing protein 8-like. Gene Ontology annotation, cellular component: canonical inflammasome complex. The transcript is spliced from 13 exons. NCBI's taxonomy places the organism in Eukaryota, Metazoa, Chordata, Aves, Galliformes, Phasianidae. Gene Ontology annotation, biological process: regulation of apoptotic process. Gene Ontology annotation, molecular function: protein binding. The record is from RefSeq and is a predicted model, not a curated record. The coding region runs from base 1687 to 3357 and encodes 556 amino acids.
GGAAAGGUUCUGCUCCACAGGGCGGCGGGCACGGAAUUGCGCCCGUGGGCUGCAGGCGCAGGGAGCGUUUGGGCACCGCUCGCGGAUAUCGGGUUUGGGUGGUCCUGAUGGGGAGCCAGAAGCUGGACUCCGAUAGACUCUUUAGCGGGGUCUGUUGUGACAGGACAAGGGGAAAUGGUUUCAAACGAAGAAGGCUGGAUAUAAAGAAAAAUGUUUUUUUUUUAAUAAUCAGAGAAUCACAGAAUGGUUUGUGUUGGAAGGGGCCUUUGAGAUCAUCCAGUUCCAGCCCCGUGCUGUAGGCAGGGACACCUCCCAGGGACCAGGUUGCUCACAGCCCCAUCCAGCCUUGAGUGCUUCCAGGGAGGGGGCAUCCACAGCUUCUCUGAGCAACCUAUUCCAACGUCUCACCACCCUCACAGUAAAGAAUUUCUUCCUAAUAUCUAGUCCAAAUCAUCCCACUCUCACUUUAGAAUCAUCUCUCUUUGUCCUGUCACUUUAAAAAAAGUCCCUCCUCAGCUUUCCUGUAGGCCCCUUUUGGGUACUUGAAGGACAAUAAAGGUAGCGAAACACUGGCACAGAUUGCCCAGAGAUGUGGUAAAUGCCCCAUCCCUGGAGACAUUCGAAGUCAGGCUGGACAGGGCUCUGAGGAGCUGUGGAUGUCCCUGUUCACCACAGGGGAGAUGGGUCAGAUGGCCUUUAAAGGUCCCUUCCAAGUCAAACCAUUCUACGAUCCCUGUGGGUCACUUUCAGCUUGGAUUCUCUGGUUCUAAGAUUCUAUAGCUCCAUGGUUCCAUGGCACCAUGGUUCCGUGGUUCCACGGUUCUGUGGUUCCACAGUCAGGAGGCCGCUGUCACCAACAAGAUCUCUGCUUUUUCACCCAGCUCUUACGAGCUCCUCAGGGCUCAGCAGCCUGAGGUUGCGGUGCAGGCAGCACAGCCACGCGCUGCCGUAUGGCUGGAGUGCUCGGGGCAGAUGUCCACCGCUCCUUGGAGCUCGAUUUUUGGUCCACUGCUGUAAAACAAGGUGGGGGGAUCACCAUCUGCUGCCCGGGCAGAACUAUUCCUCCUCCUUGGAAAUAGCCACUCCCAUUCACUCCCAUAUCCCUUAUUUUACAUCAUCUUUCUGCAUUCACCGUUUUUUCUUUUGUUUUGAAGACAGGGAUCUGUUCCCCCUGCUGCCUGCCAGGCAUGCUUUCUAUUUUCCGCACUGAACUGCUUUCCUUAUCCUUCAUACCCCGUUUGGAGGUGUCAGCAUCUCUGUGUGCCUUUUCUUAGCACAUGCCCCACACAGACAUUGUUUUCGUGCUGUGAUUUUUGAGACCACCUUGAGUGCAGAGAAAAGUUUUUUCUCCCCUCGAUGCAGAUUGUGCUGGGUUACCACUGCCUUUCGCACUGAUUACACAACCUUGAUACUGUGUAGGAUGUCGACUGCCCUCUCGUGGGGCAUUGCUUACACGUCUCAUGGUCCUGGGCUGAAUUUCCACCCCCAAUGGAAACGCUCAAGAAGGGGAGGCCCAUCUCCUGACUGGCUGCCGGCCAUGGGACAGCUCUCCUUGAUGCGACUGAGCCCUUUUUGAAGGGAUGUGAUAAAAGAGGAAGUACUGUGGGCAGCUGCCUGUUCCUGGAUGGCCGUCUGUGGCCCCGACACUGUUGUGUUCCCUCACACACAGACAUCACCGUGAUUCAGAUGGCUGAAAGAGACAAAGCAAAGAUGGCAGAGACCACGCUCAGCUCCACCACGCUCAGCUCCACUUUCUCCAUCUGUGUGAAGUCUUUGUUAGGAAAUAUUGUUUCUGUGCCAGUCUCUUUGGACGACACGGUGCUGGACCUAAAGAUGAAGCUAUUUGCACUGGAUAGCUAUUUCUACCCUUCUCAGGCACGACUGAUUCAUGGUGGCUGGCAGUUGAAUGACGAACUAACUCUCAGACAUUACAACAUCACCUCCAACAGCAUUGUACACCACGUUCUUAGGUUGCGAGGUGGUGGUUCAGCUCCCUUAGAGGGCAAGGAAGAUGUCUCAGCCACAGGUGAUCAAGAACCAGAGGUGCAACAACAGGGUGGUUUACCUGGAAUUGCCUCAAGGAUAGAAGCGCAGAGUGGUUCAGCAGGUGUCUCUUCGAUUAUAGAAAUGAAGACCAGUCUGUCAGGCAUCACCUCAACAGGUGCAGAAGGAAUCCAGAAAUGGCCACAGUCAGAUGUCCCAGCAGAGGAGAGAAGCUGUCUCUGUGUGAGGCAGGAAUUUCAAGAACUGAGGCCGGAGAUAUAUCCAUACAUUUUGGAGGAACAGAACGUAUACAAAGCUUGUCUCCCUGGACCAGGCAUCUUCCAGUGCUCUGAGACAGGCCUUGCCUUCGAGGUGGAGUCAGCAGCCAGCAUCGUGUACAGAUACGCCUCCUGGAGCACGCAUCUGAAAGAGGCUGACCAGAAUGUGUGGGUGCCUGCUGGGCCUCUUUUCAACAUCUGGGCGCUGCCUGGAACCGUGCGAGCUGUGUAUCUCCCCCACUUCAUCUGCCUGUCAGAGGUAGACAUCAGUGGGUGCUCGAUUGCCCAUUUUGAAUUCCAGAAGAUGAUCAUACAGCAACCAACAGAAGUGAUGGCCUUCUCUGCUGUCCUGCAAUAUCCCAGCUUCUCUCUUCUUGGAGUGGUUUGGAGAAAGUUACGUUCAGCCAUUUCUCUCCCUAUGCACUCCUUAGUGCUGAUCUUCCAGCAGCUCUCUGCUGCAAAUACAACCCUGCAUCUCUACCUGAUCCCAGAUGACAGGUCUGUGAAGGAGGCCAUUGAAAGACAAGAGACAAGCUGGAACUCAAAGAUUAUUCCCAAGCCUCCUCCAUUCAGCCCUCUGUUCUUUGGCAACAGAUACCAGGUGUCCAGUAACACUCAAGUGAAGAUUACACCUGAACCACACUUGCCAUUUUGCUACAAGAGUCCAGAGGACCAACAGCUCUUUGUUGAGAUCUACAUCAGGAAAAUGGCAAAGGAAGUGGAAUUCUUUAUCACAGAUGGACAGAAUGACACCGAGGUCUGGAGGGCAUCGCUGAGGUCAGGUGAUAUUAGUCAUUCUAGAAACAAAUCCAAAAAGCUUUCAGGUGCAGCCUUCCUGAAGAAGCACAAGACAGAGCUUUGUUCCAGGAUGGGGCAGCUCUCCUCCAUUCUGCUAAAUUUAAGUGUUGAAGAUGUAAUCAACAGUGAAGAAGAAGAGGAGGUACAAGCUCAAAAUACAAAACAAAAGAAGAAUCAAUUUCUGCUGGAACUAGUUGAGAAAAAAGGGCUCAAGGCCCAAGAGAAGCUCUUUCAGGUCCUCCAGACAAAAGACCCAUUCCUUGUUGAAGACCUGGAGAAGGCUACAUUGACAGAUUAAGGAAGUGACAGGAGAGUCAGGCAAAAGGAGGGAUUUGUCUGUGCGUGAAUCCUGACCUUUCCAUGCAAAAUCCAUGAUACAAAGCAAUGCCUCAGCCUUUGAGCCACCAACUGCCAGGCCUGCUUCCCUUACCUGAUGUGCUCACUACAAGAGGACUGUCGAUCACCACUGAGAAGCUGCUGAAAAGAGAAACCUUGGUUCCUAAUCCAGUGCCCAUGUUGUGAAGCCUUCUGAGAACACAGGGCCUCUGCAGGGUCUCCAGAUGCUCCAGGCAGCUGCUGGUUGAGGAGCUCUCUUCACAACAGGAAUCUCACGGAGUCGCAGAAUUGUAGGGGUUGGAAGGAACCUCUGGAAAUCCCCCAGUCCAACACCGCUUAGAGCAGCUUCCCUACAGAAUGUUACACAGGAAAGUGUUCAGGCAGGGUUUGAAUAUCCCUGGAGAAGGAGACUUUACAGCCUCUCUGGGCAACUUGUUCCACUGCUCUGUCAACCGCAGUGAGCGAUUCUAUGAUUCUGUGAAGUCCAACCAUCAACCUGAUCAGUGUUUGUAACUAAUUUUUUUAUUACACAAUAUUCCUCAUA